Messenger RNA from Diceros bicornis minor, 2107 nucleotides. RefSeq names its product protein phosphatase 2 regulatory subunit Bbeta (gene PPP2R2B). Bases 340 to 1671 code for a protein of 443 amino acids. NCBI's taxonomy places the organism in Eukaryota, Metazoa, Chordata, Mammalia, Perissodactyla, Rhinocerotidae. Gene Ontology annotation, biological process: peptidyl-serine dephosphorylation. The transcript has 9 exons. The record is from RefSeq and is a predicted model, not a curated record. Gene Ontology annotation, molecular function: protein binding; protein phosphatase regulator activity. Gene Ontology annotation, cellular component: protein phosphatase type 2A complex; cytosol.
GGGCGGCGGGCGGGACCAGACCCCUCGGGGCACGGCGCAUCUUGGCACCCGGAGGCAGCGGAGGCAGGCGCAGCAUCCUCGCUGGGAAUUGGAGCUGGAGUGAGCGCACCGCGGGAGGAGCCGCCGCAGCCUCGGAGAUCCCGAGUGGAGGAGGUGACAGCUCCAUUGCCGGGUUUUUAUUUUUUUUUCUCUCCGCCUCCCCGUCUCCUCCUCAGGCUCGGACCAUGGUGCAGUCCCACUGGCUCCCCUGCCCCCCUCUCCUGUGAGACUGGCUGCGGGGAGGGAUCAUGGAUACUUGUCUGCCGGCUUCUGGUUCCCACGCAAGUAAGCCUGCUGUCAAUGGAGGAGGACAUUGAUACCCGCAAAAUCAACAACAGUUUCCUGCGCGACCACAGCUAUGCGACCGAAGCUGACAUUAUCUCUACGGUAGAAUUCAACCACACGGGAGAAUUACUAGCGACAGGGGACAAGGGGGGUCGGGUUGUAAUAUUUCAACGAGAGCAGGAGAGUAAAAAUCAGGUUCAUCGUAGGGGUGAAUACAAUGUUUACAGCACAUUCCAGAGCCAUGAACCCGAGUUCGAUUACCUGAAGAGUUUAGAAAUAGAAGAAAAAAUCAAUAAAAUAAGAUGGCUCCCUCAGCAGAAUGCAGCCUACUUCCUUCUGUCUACUAAUGAUAAAACUGUGAAGCUGUGGAAAGUCAGCGAGCGCGAUAAGAGGCCAGAAGGCUACAAUCUGAAAGAUGAGGAAGGCCGGCUCCGGGAUCCUGCCACCAUCACGACGUUGCGGGUGCCUGUCCUGAGACCCAUGGACCUGAUGGUGGAGGCCACCCCACGUAGAGUAUUUGCCAAUGCACACACGUAUCACAUCAACUCCAUCUCAGUCAACAGCGACUACGAAACCUACAUGUCAGCUGAUGACCUGAGGAUUAACCUGUGGAACUUUGAAAUAACCAAUCAAAGUUUUAAUAUCGUCGACAUUAAGCCAGCCAACAUGGAGGAGCUCACGGAGGUGAUCACGGCAGCCGAGUUCCACCCCCAUCACUGCAACACCUUCGUGUACAGCAGCAGCAAAGGGACAAUCCGGCUGUGUGACAUGCGGGCAUCGGCCCUGUGUGACAGGCACACCAAAUUUUUUGAAGAGCCGGAAGAUCCAAGCAACAGGUCAUUUUUCUCUGAAAUUAUCUCUUCGAUUUCGGAUGUGAAGUUUAGCCACAGUGGGAGGUAUAUCAUGACCAGAGACUAUCUGACAGUCAAAGUCUGGGAUCUCAACAUGGAAAACCGCCCCAUCGAGACUUACCAGGUUCAUGACUACCUCCGCAGCAAGUUGUGCUCCCUCUAUGAAAAUGACUGCAUUUUUGAUAAAUUUGAGUGUGUGUGGAAUGGGUCAGACAGUGUCAUCAUGACGGGCUCCUACAACAACUUCUUCAGGAUGUUUGACCGAAACACCAAGCGUGAUGUUACACUUGAGGCCUCGAGGGAAAACAGCAAACCCCGGGCUAUCCUAAAACCGCGAAAAGUGUGCGUAGGGGGCAAGCGGAGAAAAGACGAGAUCAGUGUCGACAGUCUGGACUUUAGCAAAAAGAUCUUGCAUACAGCUUGGCAUCCUUCAGAAAAUAUUAUAGCAGUGGCGGCUACAAAUAACCUAUAUAUAUUCCAGGACAAGGUUAACUAGGAGGACAAGUUAUUACUUAAUAAUCUCACAUACUGAAUACUAGUCAAACACGUUUUUAAAUGUUUCUUUGGGUCUUCAUUUGAUGCAUUGACUUUAAUUUCCCUAUGCAGAAAACAAUUGGAAUAGAAUUAAAAGGAGUCCAACUUUCCCAUAUCCCCCGUUCUAAGAAACUUUUGUCAAACCCAACCCAAUAAGUUCUGGGACACUUCUGUUUAGAAUUGAGCUGCCAGCUAACAGUAAUUCUUCCAUAGUUGACUUGAAUUUCUGAUGCUUUUAUUGCCCAGUUUUCUCUGGUGGGUCCAAUGUUUUGUUUCUAGGUGUCUGCUGAGAUAAAAUGAGGUUGUCUGUAGUAUUUAAAGAGAAAAGAGAUAAGUUUUUUUUUUUAAUUAAGCAAGUCCAUUUGAUUGAAAAAAAACAAAAAAUAAACACCGUUUAC